Chaetomium fimeti is the source of this 216-nucleotide messenger RNA. RefSeq lists its product as uncharacterized. The record is from RefSeq and is a predicted model, not a curated record. The transcript has 2 exons. The annotation marks the transcript as partial. NCBI's taxonomy places the organism in Eukaryota, Fungi, Ascomycota, Sordariomycetes, Sordariales, Chaetomiaceae.
UUCACUGAUGUUUCCGCCGGUUUCUUCCGCGCGCCCAGGAGCGGUACGUAUGCCGACCGCAUAGUGUUCGCCACCUACAACAUGGAACUUACCCCCGAGGAGCAGGGCUUCGAGGAGGGCAGUUACGGCAUCGUGCUGGCAUUUAGCGUGCUGCACGCCACGGGCCGUCUGGAUGAGAUGGUGGCCAACACGUGGCGCCUGCUGCGGCCGGGCGGC